This is a messenger RNA of Penicillium concentricum, 186 nucleotides long. RefSeq lists its product as uncharacterized. The transcript has a single exon. NCBI's taxonomy places the organism in Eukaryota, Fungi, Ascomycota, Eurotiomycetes, Eurotiales, Aspergillaceae. Bases 1 to 186 code for a protein of 61 amino acids. The record is from RefSeq and is a predicted model, not a curated record.
AUGUGUAACCAACAAGCUGCAACGUUAAUCCGGCAUCCGUUCUGGAAGGCUGUCAUCGGUAACCCCGGUGAAAUCCACGAUAUUGGGACAUUCCAAGGCUAUCUACAUAGUUGGUCUGAUUGGACGCUAUUCGAGGCUCACCUGACCUGGGCAAUCCUAUCCAACCGCGCCAAAUCUCAUAUCUGA